Molecule: messenger RNA, 3130 nt
Organism: Habropoda laboriosa
Lineage: Eukaryota; Metazoa; Arthropoda; Insecta; Hymenoptera; Apidae
Gene: so
Product: homeobox protein SIX1-like
Exons: 5
Coding region: 1490-3028 (512 amino acids)
Biological process (GO): regulation of transcription by RNA polymerase II
Cellular component (GO): nucleus; transcription regulator complex
Molecular function (GO): DNA-binding transcription factor activity, RNA polymerase II-specific; RNA polymerase II cis-regulatory region sequence-specific DNA binding
Source: RefSeq, a predicted model, not a curated record
AGGGAGCGUAAAUCUGACAUUUCGUUAUCAUUCUUCGGAUUGUCUUCGAUGCCACGAAGCACAAUAUUUAGCUCGUGGUGGCAUCGCGUGUGGCUGCUGGUAUUGGUUAUAUUCGACGUGUCGCGUGUUGUCCAUCGACGGGAGUGUUAGGAGAGUGCGAUAUAAACAGUGGGUUUCUUGUAAGCGUUUCAAGUGCAUCGGUCGGUCGUUGUGUCGCGUGCUUUCGAGAAUCCACUCAGAGAGUCGACAACAACGACAAACAGUUGAAAAGUUUUUUCCACUCUCUCGAGGCCUGAUAAAAGAAGAAUCACAAGAGUGAGAGAGGGACAGAGAAAACGGACUAUUUAACACGGCUCCUAAUAAUAGCCGGUGCGCGUUCGUACGCGAGUAUACUAAGCGCCUAUAAAUACACACCUACCACAGGCCGCGGAAACACGAGCCCGUGGAUUUCACGGUGCAACCUGCCACGAGGAGAUAGAAAAGACGCGAGCCGAAGGGAAAAGAGGGAGAAUAAUCUUGAAGGAGGGCGCACCUGGCGCUCUAAGAGAAACUUGCCAUAAUCGGAUCUAGUCGGAGGCAGUAACGCAAGAUAAUCGCGCGGCACACACGCGGGACGUGGAAGUGAGACAGAGAGAGAAAGAGAAAGACAGCAUAGCAAUCGGUCCACCGGCUGCUGGUGUGUAGUGUACCCAACCUCUGAAAGCAGAUUAGAGAAUAACCGCAGCUGGAGUGAGAUUUUAUUAUUUCACGGGGUAUAUCCUUUCUUUUGCUCUCGUAACACGAGAAACAUCCCGUUGGAGUUCGUCGACGGCCGAGCUUGCAGCAACUCUCUACCAGCGGCUCGCCUAAAAAUAUCUCCUUCCUGCAUAUUCUGACGCGUUUAUACCGUCACGAGAGCGGCGCGUUCUUCCUUUGUGUCGCCGUGUACUUUUUAACCCUCUGCUUUCUCCUCGUUCGAAAGCGUACGACCACUUUACCGCACCGGCUAUUAUACACAGCCUGUGUCUACGAUCCAAGAGAAAAUCCCGAUAAUAAAGCACAGUUACCAACUGAUUCACGCUUUAAGAACGCUCUAAGAACGUGUCAUCGUUCGUUGAACUUCGACUCGACUCGACUCGGUAGGAAGACGUACCAGAAAAAGAUGCCACGUAGAAAAUCGUACGUGAAACAGCACCGUGGAUGACCAUCGAAAGGUAUGAAGAUCAUCGACGAGUCCAUCACCGCCGGUGGCACUAACGCAGCUGAAAAUCCGCCGUCGGAUAGAUUCUCGAUACGUGGACCAAGUCUCGUCCGUCGGCUGAGCGAUCAUCGGUACGCGGAUUCCUCGCCGCGAAUCAAACAACAAUAUAAUAAUUCGAUUGCGUGGUAGAGAAGAAAAAAAGGUAAAAUAAUAGUGAGUGAAACGAAGUGCACGGAAGAAAAGUGGUCCACGGUGGAGGGUGGAGGGAACGGUGUACAAGGGGUCGCCGUGGGCCCCGGAGAUGAUGCAAUGAUGGCCUACGGAGGAACCACCGGAAACGGAGGUGCGAUGGGACCUUCUUCUGGUGGUACGGACGUUUUGGGCUCGACAGGUGAUUACAGCCCGCAGGGAACGCCGACGCCUCUCGCGGGACAUGCCGCCGGGCCCGUCGAGGCGAGCACCUACGGUCCUGGAACGGGACCGGCCAGCUAUAGUCCUCAAGACAGUCCAGCGAGUUCCGCCGGCGGCGGUAGCGGUGGUAAUGGACAGCUACCAAGCUUUGGAUUUACUCAGGAACAAGUCGCUUGUGUUUGUGAGGUUCUCCAGCAGGCAGGCUCCGUGGAGAGGCUCGGCAGGUUCCUGUGGUCCCUGCCGGCGUGCACCAGGCUGCACCGACAUGAGAGCGUGCUGAAAGCCAAGGCGAUCGUCGCCUUCCAUCGGGGCCACUUCAAGGAACUGUACAGGAUCCUUGAGAGCCAUACAUUCAAUCUGCACAAUCAUCCGAAACUGCAAGCCCUUUGGCUCAGGGCUCAUUACAUAGAGGCCGAGAGACUGAGGGGAAGGCCUCUCGGUGCAGUCGGAAAGUAUCGCGUUAGACGCAAGUUCCCUCUGCCCCGUACUAUUUGGGACGGCGAAGAAACGUCUUACUGCUUCAAGGAGAAAUCCAGGAGCGUCCUGAGGGAUUGGUACGCGACUAAUCCUUAUCCGUCACCCCGCGAGAAGCGAGAAUUGGCAGAGAGCACGGGCCUCACCACUACGCAAGUCAGUAACUGGUUCAAGAACCGGAGACAAAGGGACCGCGCGGCUGAACACAGCGGUCAAAGGGAGGACAAGACUCACGGCGGAGGAUUAGGGGAUUCCAGCAGCGAGGACGGCGACGAGACGAAGAGGCAAGCAGCGAGUCAGCAACAGCAGCAGCAACAACCUUCCGCGUGUGCUGUCCAACAGCAGCAACAACAGCAACAGAUGGUGGAACACCAGCAGACGUCCGGCAUGUAUCAACUUCCGCCUCCUGUUUCGGUCUCGAGUCCGCACUCGUAUCACCAAGGCCAUAGCUCGACCUUGAGCCAUCCUCACACGCCGACGCACCAUAUGCAGCACCACGACACCGGAAGCGAGAGCGGCGACGACAAACGGAACCUCCAUCAUCAGCUGCAGCAUCAUCUCCAGGUCGGUGCUCAUGGUACUCACGGCUUGGUACAUCCCACGGCGACCUUGCCACCGCCACCACCCAGCUGCGCCCAGCAGAAGAGUCAGUUGGACUAUAUGCAGUACUAUAGUCCACAGGAUUAUCUGAUCACGCCAACAUCGGCGGAUCUACAGAAGUCGCUUCCGCACACGGCGACGUCGAUGCAGAUGGGUGCUAUCGCUCCUUCCAUGGGUGGGCUGAGCCCAAUGGGCCCGUCGACGAUGCUACCGAACACUAUGCAGGGCGUGAACACUAUGAACACCAUGUCGAUGAACGGCAUGGGCAUGGGGGCGUAUCAGGGUAUGGGUUCCAUGGGCAUGGCUACGCCACACGGUAAUUAUCACAGCGGUUUGGUAUUGGGUGAUUAUCACUCGUUGUGACCCUGGGCCCCGAGCAGUCAGGGCAAGAGGAACCAAGAGAAAACAUAAGGGAACCCCCGGAGAAAAGCCGGGAAAGGAAGAAAGAACGAUAAGAAAAAGAAA